CUCCAUCAGUAGAAAAGCCGGGGAGCCAAACGCCACUGCAUCACUUUGAGGGCGGAUUCUGGAGUGUCCUCGUCCUUCUCGUCUCUCCUCCUCUUCCUCACACUGUCUCUCACAAUUGGUCUCCAUCAGUCUUCAUGGUUUUGAUCUCACCCCACGCAAUGCAAGCCAACCGGGCGUCCACCACCGUCAGCGUGUUCGCGGACUGCAGCAUCCCGGCCGGGCUGCGGAUAGGACCGGUACCGGGCAUCUGCAAGCUCGGGAAGUACGUGUCGGACCGAAAGGAAGUUGGACCCAAGAAAAAGAUCCGGUUGGUGCGUGGAGAGUUUGCAGAUGAAUCUGGUUGCGCCGUGCCAGACUGGAUCGGGUUCAUACGCCCCGCGAGGAACAGUCAAGAGCAAAACCUUGAGGCUGUGACGGAUUUACCUGGCGGACAGAUUUUCUACCGGGUUCUGAGGGAAAUCCCCGCUGGUGAGGAGCUCCUUGUUUGGUAUUCCAACGCUUUGGCCCAGUGGUAUGACAUUCCCGUCACGGCCACCCCCACGCACGACGAGAAAGGUGAGGAGCGUUACAUAUGCUGGUACUGUUGGAGAAUCUUCAAAUACCCCAACACGCUCAAGGCCCACGUCCACUUCCACUGCGCUCUGAGUAACGGGAGAAGCUUCGUGAGCAGCGAGUUGGUCAGAGGCACGGAGAACUUCAGCCGGUCACCGAAAUCCGGAGACAUUCCCAGCGCUUCCACCUCCCCGAGGAGCGCCCACAACAACUCCUCCGUCUCGGACUCUGGCAGGCGGGUGGUGUCUUCCUCGCCUUUUUUGAACAAAACAGGACUUUCACGGAAAAGCAGCUCUGAGGAGCAGGACAGGGCCCUCGACAUGAGCGUUGCAUCAGCGAGAACCCAGGGUCCCCUCCUUAGCCUUGGCGCGACGUCCUCGGUGUUGGGUGGCAUGGGCUUCCAUCCGGGCGUGCGCUCCGCCUUUAAACCGACCGGAGUUUCCAAAGCCUCGGGUUCGGAAACCUCCAGAGAAGAGGCCAACGGGAAGCUGAGUGGCCUCGGAUUCAGCAAACUAAUAGGAAACACGAAGCCAAUCCGCAACCUGAGCGAAGGCCUGAACGUGGGAGGAACCCAUCCUUCAAAGUGCGCACCUGCAAUUGUGGACUCGGCAUCCCCGAUGGUUCCGUGCGCAAACGCCAUUAGGGGUUUUCCGUUGCUGCCCCACCUGGAAGAAAGCUCAGCUUUUAAACACGUGGACAGCCGAAUACACCCAGGCCUGUCCCCGUCCCGCUACCCCCAGAUGAACCCCGGGCUUCAUUUCGAGAGGUUUUCUUUGCCUCCAUUUGACGGCGUCAAAACUUACGGAGGAGACUGCAACAUCCCGCUGAUGCCGUUCACCGUCUACAACGGGGAGCUCCUGUACAGCUCACCCUACUACCCGCUGAAGUUCCACUUCAGUAACCUCCUGAAGUACCAAGAGUCCAUGUCCUACUUUGGCGCCCCCUCCCUGAGCCAGGAUCUGGGCUCCAUCACGAACAUUGACCGGGAGAUCGCCAUGCACACGCAGCAGCUGUCUGAGAUUGCAGCAGAGAAGAACCGCUCGCGGCUAGACUCCCUGCCUGCCGGAAGCGCCAGCAGCGGGGCGUCAGGUAAACCCAAAAAAGGACACCUGUGUCUGUACUGCGGCAAGCUGUAUUCCAGGAAAUACGGCCUGAAAAUCCACAUGAGGACUCACACAGGCUACAAGCCGCUCAAAUGCAAGGUGUGCUUCAGGCCCUUUGGAGACCCAAGCAACCUGAACAAACACAUCCGGCUGCACGCGGAGGGAAACACGCCGUACAGGUGCGACUUCUGCGGGAAGGUGCUGGUGCGCAGAAGAGACCUGGAAAGGCACGUGAAGUCCAGGCAUCCGGGUCAGACUGUCAAGAAGCUGGAAGACAAACCAGGUGGCCUGUUCGAGGACGCAGAGCAGAAGAGCGACAACGACAGUGACGUGGACGUCUGCUUCACGGACGACCAGAGCGACCAGGAGUCCAGCAAAAUCAACGACUGACAUGUUUACGCACGGAAAAUAAAACCCCUUUCUGAGACCAGAGUUUUUGCUGGGUGCAGGAACAUCUCAGUGUUUUAACGUCACUAUUUCACCCAAAGAUAUCUGUUAAAUUAAACAAAAAAUCCCAAACUGUUUUCAGAUUUGGUUUUUAUGGAGUAAAAGGGAUACAUUUAGAAAACUAUCCGCAGAUGUCGUUUCAGCCCAUUUUAUGAUAAGACUGUUUUUGUAGACAUUUGUGUUUGUUUAAAAAAACAUCAUCUUCCAACUGUUUAUGCAGCCACACGCGGGCUCCUUUUCUGCACUCAAAAAAGUGAAAUUUUGCUGCAAACAAACAAGGAACAAUGAUCAGCUGCUGACAGUUUUCCCAUCACAACAACAAAAAACAGAAGCUGUCAGGAAUAUCAGGAUUUGAAGGCUUGUUUGCAGAGUAACACGUUUUUUAUUUGUGUCCACCAGACGGUUGUAAAAAGCAGACUUGAUGAUCCAAAUGGAGGAAAGAAAACGACACAAUUCUUUCAAAACUGUUUUUGCUGUCCCUUUGAAACUGUCAGUUGCACUUUAAAAACAUCUUCACCAAGCAGCUGCAAGAAAAUAAAUUAUUAUUAUAAUAAUUAUUAUAA
Messenger RNA from Oryzias latipes (Japanese medaka), 2665 nucleotides. RefSeq names its product PR domain containing 13 (gene prdm13). Gene Ontology annotation, biological process: regulation of gene expression. NCBI's taxonomy places the organism in Eukaryota, Metazoa, Chordata, Actinopteri, Beloniformes, Adrianichthyidae. Gene Ontology annotation, molecular function: protein binding. Gene Ontology annotation, cellular component: nucleus. The record is from RefSeq and is a predicted model, not a curated record.